Messenger RNA from Bombus impatiens (common eastern bumble bee), 2495 nucleotides. RefSeq lists its product as uncharacterized. The record is from RefSeq and is a predicted model, not a curated record. NCBI's taxonomy places the organism in Eukaryota, Metazoa, Arthropoda, Insecta, Hymenoptera, Apidae. The transcript has 7 exons. The coding region runs from base 433 to 2352 and encodes 639 amino acids.
CACAGUAAAAUUUGAUAAGAUACUGAUACAAAACAUGACAUAUUCGUUCACUGAUUCAGUCGAUCUGUUGGCAGCAGACGAUACGUAUCGUAUAUUUACAUACGUAAUUUCCCGUUUGCAUAAAUAUAACUAUGUAUUCAUUUAAUGAAUUAUACAUUUAUUGUAAAUAUCAGUGGAAAUAAAGUUAAUAACUUUUUUAAAAAGAGAAAUAAUUUAAACAUUCUUUUUAAUUGUAGUAAUCAAUAAAAAAUUUGGAAAAAGGAUUAUUUUUAUUUAAAAAGAAUUGCUGUUCUUUACAAACUACGUAUUAUAUCUUUUUGUUAAUGAAUCAUCAACGUAUAUAAUGUGUGUUUGUUUCUGUUAUUGCUUUUAAUACUAUCCACGUGUGAAAAUAGUGAUUCUGAGUGUCUAUACCGCGUUUCUACUAGGAGAAUGCCAACGACGCCAUUAAAAAUAGAUAUACUUGAGGACGGUGCUCGUCCAAGAGACUGGCAGCCUCGUAGGUCUCAGUACAAGGUGCCUCUGAGAUUAUUUCGAUUGUGCUUACUCGGAAUGUUUCUUCCUGCGGUAUUGGUGGCUGGGCCGAUAUACUUGCGAUAUCGUGUUUAUUGCGAGCAACUGUAUCCAUUAACCGUUUCCGAUCAAAGGCUUAUCGACGCGAAAGUAUCUACCACGUGGUGUCAAAGUCAAGUCAUUAAAGUUAAUACCACGUUUAACGCCUAUCUGAUGAAUGAUGAACCAAAAAUGGAAAACGAGUUUCUACCCGUUUCUAUGACAAGACAUUUGAUUUUAGAGGACGACAUGAAAGAAUAUUGGGGCUUCUAUCUUCUUCGUGGUAGUAGCGUUACUGUAUCCACUUGUGUGAGAUGGCCUGGUGCUUCUUUAACCAUGAUCCGCGGUCACAAACAUCUUCAUGAAUGUGCCUUCAUUGGUGACGAUAGCAGCGAAGAAUUAGAGGAACUCCUGGAAGUUGCUAAAGAGACCGGUUUCCUUACAAUGAAUGGUUCGCUUGAGAGUGAAAGUCCUAGCAAUGAGCCAGAGAAAAUGAAGAGAGUGCAGCAGGGUAUACAGUUUCAUCACAAGGACCAUGCUAACGCUUUAAACAGCUCGAAGCACACGAUGAACACCAUAACACACCAUUACAACAGUCACGAAUUGGAUGCCAAAGCUAUGAAAGUGAUACUCACGGAACUAUUCGCCAAAACGCUCGACACGAAAAAAAAGCAGAAGGAGAACCCUCAUCACCAUUACGAAGGAACCUUCGUGGAAACUGAUAACAUCGAGAAGCCGCCUACUCAAUAUCCCCAUGAUGAUUCACAGAAAACUAGGAACAAACAGAUGGAAAAUAUGUUCAUGAAAACUUUUGAAGAAGUCUUGAAGAAGAAAAAUGUAGUGAGUGUUGUGAACGACACAGGAGGAUUGAUAGAAAAACACCGAAAACUCCUGCGUGGAAAUCUUCUGCAAAGUCAGACGAGCAAAGAGAAGACGACAGUAAAUCCUGAAGAGAAGAUCGAAAAAGCGGAAGCUUCAUCUGCAGAAGUGCUUCGAGAUGUGUUGGAAAAAGUCAAUUCUUUGGGUUAUCGGGGUAAAAAGAUACUGAAAAAACUGAUGGUUGAAAUUGAGAAGAAGGGUGCUGAGGGAGAAGAUCUAUGGCAGGCAGUGAACAAGACGAUGAACGAUCAGACACUUUCGGAUGCUGAGAAACGUAGAAGACGAAGAGACUUGAUUCUGUCUUCGCCUCUUCAUACGGAAUUAACGGAGGAAGAUGAAGAUGACGAUGCUGCUAUCGAGGAGGAUACAUUGCAUCCAGAUGGCAUAGCCGAGGACAGGGGUACCGUGAACGAGACGACGUUGAACGACAGAAGUAAUUCCGAAUUUUGGAGCUCGUUUAGUAGCUCCGAGGAACGGCUUUUGGAUUGCAAAGGACUGAUUCUGAAUUUACCUUUAACACCACAUCGAUAUUGUAUGCCGAAACACGAAAGCGAACAUUUGACCGCCUCGUUCGCUAACACGGUUACAUACAGAGUACCUACGAACGGAUAUUAUUUCUUCGUCUUCAAUUCUGAAAACGAGAUUCAGCCGAAUUAUUUACGAGUACGUUUCGACCUGCUGAAGACCCUCUACAAUAUCUCGAAUCCAGUACACGCCUGUAAGAAUAGCACGACAGAGUGUUCAUUGCCUUUCAAAAUCUUCAGUAACGAGAGGACGGUCUUAGAGUUGCCAUUGAGUGGCAAUGACUCACAAUGGAACGAAGAAUACGUGGUUGUCUCCACGUGCGAACCUAGAACGUCUAUUUAUUUGUUAUGCAUCAUAGCGGUGCCUUUGCUCAUCCUUAUAUUUGCGUUUCACUGACAGCACGAUGAAUCGGUAUGAGGAAAAGACAGUAUUGUGAUCUUGCGACGAGAACAGCCGCUGAAAAUGCUUGCUUGUAAAUAUAUUGUAAGUUUAAAAGCGAACCGAAGUAUGAGGACAGACCCUUGUUACAAUGGCAAUAA